Messenger RNA from Pelmatolapia mariae (spotted tilapia), 1946 nucleotides. RefSeq names its product zinc finger protein OZF-like. Gene Ontology annotation, biological process: regulation of transcription by RNA polymerase II. The record is from RefSeq and is a predicted model, not a curated record. The transcript has 3 exons. Gene Ontology annotation, molecular function: RNA polymerase II cis-regulatory region sequence-specific DNA binding; DNA-binding transcription repressor activity, RNA polymerase II-specific. Gene Ontology annotation, cellular component: nucleoplasm. The coding region runs from base 258 to 1424 and encodes 388 amino acids. Lineage: Eukaryota; Metazoa; Chordata; Actinopteri; Cichliformes; Cichlidae.
AUUACCCUUGGACAUGUGUAGUCUGCCGUCUAUUCAAUAGAAGAACAAGAAGCACGGAAAUGACACAACUCGUACCGCACAACUGUCUUCAGUUUCUGGGGGAGUGUAACAAUGAGAGACUGACUGAUGCUGAAGAAAUCUCCGUGGUUAAAAACAUUAAAAACAGUCGUCCAGUAUGAUGAGAUCAGCCAUUGGCUCAGACUGCUGUAUAUCAGCCGGAGACCCGAGAUUAAGUCACGCAGCAGUCCCACAUCAACAUGAAGUGUAAGGAGGAGGAAGAUCUGGCUGGCCAGCAGGUCUGGAACCAGGAGAGGAACUUCAAUCUGGACCAGGAGGACACAGAUCCUCCACAGAUCAAAGCGGAACAGGAGGAACUCUGCAUCAGUCAGGAGGGAGAACAGCUUGUAGUGAAACAUGAGGAUGAAGGCAUCGUCGUCUGGACCGGGGAAGAGCGGCUCAGACAGCUGCAUAACAUCUGGAAACCUGAGAAAGCUUUACAGACCACCGACCUCCACCAGCAAACUACCUGUAAGGAGGAGGAGUUUGUCGCCAAUCAGCAGGAGAGGAACUCAAGUCUGGACCAGGAGGACCCAGAUCCUCCACAGAUUAAAGAGGAACAGGAGGAACUCUGCACCAGUCUGGAGCUGAAGGAGAUUGUACUGAAGCAGGAGAUCAAUAGUUUUAUGGUGACUUCUAGUUUUGAGGAAAGUGACCUCAGUGAAUCAGAACCAAACGAUGACCAGCUCCUUGCUCUUAACUUUCCUGAACCAGAGCUUGUGGAACAGGAAGAAAACCAGCAUGUGGACUCGGGAUCAACUAGAAAUGCGGAGCUGAAGAAAAGGAGACGUCACAGAAACAGAACAGAUAAGUCUCGGAGUGAAACUGAUACAAGUAAAAAAUCUGUAAGCUGUGACACUUGUGGAAAAACUUUUCAGUGUAAAUCCAACCUGACGAGACACGUGAGAGUUCACACAAGUGAGAAGCCACAUUCUUGUAGCACCUGUGGGAAAAGAUUCAUUUGGAAAUCAGGAUUGGAAACUCACGUAAGGAUCCACACAGGCGAGAAGCCAUAUUUUUGCAUCACCUGUGGGAAAAGAUUUAAUAAGAAAUCCGGAUUUGAAAGUCACGUGAGAAUCCACACAGGUGAGAAGCCGUAUUUCUGUAGCACCUGUGGGAAAAGAUUUGGUAAGAAAUCAGGACUAGAAACUCAUUUGAGAAUCCACACCGGUGAGAAACCGUAUUCUUGCAACGUCUGUAGGAAAGCAUUUAGAGACUUGUCGACUAUGAAAAGUCACAGGAGGAUCCACACAGGUGAGAAACCAUAUAUUUGUAGCUCCUGUGGGGAAAGAUUCAGUUGGAAAUCAGGACUGAAUUUUCAUCUAAGGAUCCACCCGAGUGAGAAACCAAAUCACUGCAGCACCUGAGGUAGAAAAUGACCUCAUGCUCCAAGUCAUGGUACAUUUUCUGUCCACAGCAGUAAAGAGCACUCUAUAUUGUUUAUUCCAGCCCCGACUUUAUGUUUCUCUAAGUUUGAUAUUUUUUUUAUUGGUCUUUAAAGGUGACACAAAUAUUUAUUGAACAUGGAUGCUCUUUUAAUAUUUACCACAGAAACUUGUAUUUCUUCUUCAGUAUAGAAGAAAACAAACAUGAAAAUGAGUUUUUCAUCACUUGUUCCUUGUAACAACCAUGAUGUGAUUCCUCUUUAUCAGCCAAUAAAUAAGUUUUAAUACACAUGAAUAAAGACUUUAAAAAAAGUUCAAGACAAGUAUACAAUUUUUAUUUAAAUAUGUUUUCUUUGUGAUUUAUUUUAAUGAAGGUUAUACUUCAAUAUGGCUUUGACCUGGUUGUCCUGGUCCUUCUUAGCAACGUGUUGCAAGAUUUGAUUAAAAUUUUUUGUGACUAAUUUUGUCUAUUGUGUAAUCCCUGCUAAAUAAAAGCAGUUAAAU